CACAAACCUCUUGCUCGGGGUCCCGGUGCUCUCUGCGAGCACGCUGAGUAAAGUGAAAUUCAUGUCUGAGGACCAGUCAUCGGGGCAGGAUGGAGAGCUUGGGUUUGCAAGCAGUGACCCUUAGUGACGGGACGACAGCCUACAUUCAGCAGGCUGUCAAAGGUGAAAAACUGAUUGAAGGGCAAGUCAUUGAACUUGAAGAUGGGACCACAGCUUAUAUCCAUCAGGUGACAGUUCAGAAAGAGUCUGUGGCUUUUGAAGAUGGUCAACCAGUAGUGUUGGAAGAUGGCAGUAUGGCCUACAUACACAACACACCUAAAGAAAGUUAUGACCCCAGCACCUUCGAGGCCGUCCAGCUGGAGGAUGGCUCCACUGCCUACAUACAUCGUCCUGUCAUCAUGCCACCUGGCAGCACCAUCCUGGAAGUGCAGGCAGAAACUGGGCUAGAGGAGUUGGCUGGAGAGGAGGAAGAUGAUGCCUUUGAUGUGGAGACCAUUGAUGCAUUAAAGCAGUACGCCAGUAAGGUAUCUGACGAGGAAGAGGAGGGAGUGACAGACAACUGCCAUAUGAAGAGUGAGGAUUCCAGUGAUGUCCGUUCGCAGGAUUUGCAGGAGGAGGAAGUGCACAGCAAUGAGAAGGGGCAGCAGGUCGGCAGUAGAGCUUUCCGUUGUGGGUACAAAGGCUGUGGCCGCCUCUAUACCACCGCCCACCAUCUAAAGGUACAUGAACGUGCUCACACAGGUGACCGGCCAUAUACGUGCGACUUCCCAAGCUGUGGAAAAGCAUUUGCUACAGGGUACGGGCUGAAGAGCCACGUGAGAACACAUACUGGUGAGAAACCGUACAAGUGUCCAGAAGACGUGUGUAGCAAAGCCUUCAAAACCUCUGGGGAUCUACAGAAACACAUCCGGACACACACAGGUGAGCGUCCCUUCAAGUGCCCCUUUGUGGGCUGUGGCCGCUCUUUUACCACAUCCAACAUCCGCAAGGUUCACAUCCGAACGCACACAGGCGAGCGGCCGUACAUGUGUCCGGAGCCCAACUGCGGAAGGGGCUUCACCAGUGCCACCAAUUACAAGAACCACAUGAGAAUCCACACAGGAGAGAAGCCGUACAUGUGCACUGUGCCGGGCUGCGGAAAGCGCUUCACAGAGUACUCCAGCCUCUACAAGCACCACGUGGUCCACACGCACUGCAAGCCCUACACCUGCAACAGCUGUGGGAAGACCUACCGCCAGACCUCCACGCUGGCCAUGCACAAGCGCAGCAGCCACGGCGAGCUGGAGGCCACGGAGGAGAGCGAACAGGCCCUCUACGAACAGCAGCAGCUGGAGGCUGCUGCUGCUGACAGAGGUUCCCCCCUGAAAAGCCAGCAUAUCGCUUUCCUGUCAGAGGUGGAGGAAGAGGAAGAGGAAGAGGAAAACGACGAUGGUAUGCCUACACAGGUCUCACUUAUCUCUCAGGAUGGGACAGAGCAGGUCAGUUUGUCGCAGGAAGACCUGCAGGCCCUGGGCAGUGCAAUCAGCAUGGUGACGCAGAGCGGUGCCCUCGCCGUGCCUGAGGAAGAGCUGGCAGGUGGUGACACACACACCGUGACUGUGGCCAACACGGACGGCACCGAGACGCAGCCGGUUACCAUAGUCACUUCUGGGGCAGUCAUGUCUGAAGAAUCGGCCAUCGCGUCCCUCCAUCAUCAGCAGGUGGCAUUGCUGGCUACCGCCAACGGCACCCACAUCACAGUGCAGUUAGAAGAGCAGCGGAGCCUGGAGGAAGCCAUCAGCAUGGCCGCAGCAGCGAUCCAGCGUGAACCUGUAGCACUUGACGCAGCCGUGUCUGAGAAUGGGUGCUGAGACCCUGCAGAGCCUCCCGGGCAGGGAGGGCAGGCAGCCCGAGCCUGUUCUCUGCGGGGCUGUCGGGAGCUGCAGGAACCGGGCCAGCUGGCGCGCAGAAGUGCGGUACACGAGCGAGGGAAGGUGGCU
This is a messenger RNA of Aptenodytes forsteri (emperor penguin), 1979 nucleotides long. RefSeq names its product zinc finger protein 76 (gene ZNF76). The transcript is spliced from 14 exons. Gene Ontology annotation, molecular function: DNA-binding transcription factor activity, RNA polymerase II-specific; RNA polymerase II cis-regulatory region sequence-specific DNA binding. NCBI's taxonomy places the organism in Eukaryota, Metazoa, Chordata, Aves, Sphenisciformes, Spheniscidae. The record is from RefSeq and is a predicted model, not a curated record. Bases 90 to 1850 code for a protein of 586 amino acids. Gene Ontology annotation, biological process: central nervous system development; regulation of transcription by RNA polymerase II. Gene Ontology annotation, cellular component: nucleus.